Messenger RNA from Phalaenopsis equestris, 455 nucleotides. Its product is annotated as hydrophobic protein OSR8-like. Lineage: Eukaryota; Viridiplantae; Streptophyta; Magnoliopsida; Asparagales; Orchidaceae. The record is from RefSeq and is a predicted model, not a curated record. The transcript has 3 exons. Gene Ontology annotation, cellular component: membrane. The coding region runs from base 52 to 273 and encodes 73 amino acids.
ACUCAUCAGUUUCUGAAAGCUAGAGAAAGCGGGAGAAAGAAAGCCGGAAAGAUGAGUUGUUGCUGCAGAUGCCUCGAGAUUCUUAUCGCCAUCCUUCUCCCACCUCUCGGGGUUUGCCUCCGCCAUGGCUGUUGCAGUCUUGAGUUUUUCAUCUGCCUCUUCCUCACCAUCCUGGGCUACAUCCCUGGCAUCAUUUACGCUGUCUACGUGAUCAUCAGCGUUGAUCCAGAUCGCUACAACCGUGACUACUGGCACCCCAUCAACGAGAAAUGAGAUGAGAUGCAUCACUGGAGUUUGGACGGUGGUUAGCCACAAGAAAUUCUAUGGCUGUAUCAGGGCAUUUGGUAACUGAAACUUUAGAAAACCAGACUUGGCUAGUUCUGCUAGGGUUUGAUUUUUUGCUUUGUCUACUUAAACCUGUAAGGUGACACUAUAUAGCGGUUAGUUUUGCCAAA